Merops nubicus (carmine bee-eater) is the source of this 571-nucleotide messenger RNA. Its product is annotated as sushi domain-containing protein 2-like. The transcript has 3 exons. NCBI's taxonomy places the organism in Eukaryota, Metazoa, Chordata, Aves, Coraciiformes, Meropidae. The record is from RefSeq and is a predicted model, not a curated record. The annotation marks the transcript as partial.
GUUCAAGGAGAAAAUCAAAACCAGUGGCUAUGUUGCUAAGGAUGGAAAGGCCCAUUGCAUCUCCCCAUUGCUAUAUGAGACUGGUUUCAUCCCUUUUGAAGUUUCUACAGAUGAUGGGAUGACAUUUCCAUACUCUGGAACUUGGUUAUCAGUACAUCACAGCAAAGUUUUGGAUGGAGAAAAAUGCACAUUGGUAAAUACUACAAAAUGGCAAUACUAUGGCACCCCUAACACUGAUGGAAACUUAACUCUUACCUGGACACAUCAGGCACUUGCAGCAACCCGCAUCAACAUAGAAGUCUGGGGAUACCAUGAAACAGGUGACAGUUACUCGGAAAACUGGUUGGCUGAAUGGAAAUAUCUUUAUACUUUGGCAAGAGAAAUUCCCAAUACUGGGAUAUUUUCUUUUAUUCCUGUUCCUGCUAAAGAAAAUUACAGUAUGUGGGACUUUGGAAUUUUGAGACUUACACCCAGCAGCUAUUCUGAUGGGCAGAGGCAAGUAUAUCACAACAUUCGUUUAUCAUAGGUACCUGUUUAUUGGUUCCUGUAUUAAAGCUGCUGUCUCCUUUGA